CGCUGAGUCGCACAGAGGCAGAGGCUUGGGUGCGUUCAAGAUUCAGCUUCACCCGUAACCCACCGCCAUGGCCCAGGAAGGCAUUGCUGCUGGAGGUGUAAUGGAUGUUAAUACUGCUUUACAAGAGGUGCUGAAGACCGCCCUCAUCCACGGUGGCCUAGCACAUGGAAUUCGCGAAGCUGCCAAAACCUUAGAAAAGCGCCAGGUCCAUCUUUGUGUGCUUGCAUCCAACUGUGAUGAGCCUGUGUAUGUCAAGUUGGUGGAGGCCCUUUGUGCUGAACACCAAAUCAACCUAAUUAAGGUUGAUGACAACAAGAAACUAGGCGAAUGGGCAGGCCUCUGUAAAACUGACAGAGAGGGGAAACCCCGUAAAGUGGUUGGUUGCAGUUGUGUAGUAGUUAAGGACUAUGGCAAGGAGUCUCAGGUCAAGGUUGUCAUCGAAGAGUAUUUCAAAUGCAAGAAAUGAAGAAAUAAAUCUUUGGCUCACAAAAAAAAUAAAAAAAAUAUAUAA
This is a messenger RNA of Symphalangus syndactylus (siamang), 511 nucleotides long. RefSeq names its product small ribosomal subunit protein eS12-like. Gene Ontology annotation, molecular function: structural constituent of ribosome. NCBI's taxonomy places the organism in Eukaryota, Metazoa, Chordata, Mammalia, Primates, Hylobatidae. Gene Ontology annotation, biological process: translation. Gene Ontology annotation, cellular component: ribosome. The record is from RefSeq and is a predicted model, not a curated record.